This is a messenger RNA of Pteronotus mesoamericanus, 4173 nucleotides long. RefSeq names its product adenylate cyclase 2 (gene ADCY2). The record is from RefSeq and is a predicted model, not a curated record. Gene Ontology annotation, biological process: adenylate cyclase-activating G protein-coupled receptor signaling pathway; cAMP biosynthetic process; adenylate cyclase-inhibiting G protein-coupled receptor signaling pathway. Gene Ontology annotation, molecular function: adenylate cyclase activity. The coding region runs from base 225 to 3515 and encodes 1096 amino acids. The transcript has 25 exons. NCBI's taxonomy places the organism in Eukaryota, Metazoa, Chordata, Mammalia, Chiroptera, Mormoopidae. Gene Ontology annotation, cellular component: plasma membrane.
GGCGCCGGGAGCUGCCCCCGAGGCCGCCGCUCGGCCCUCGCCCGCGCGUCAGCGCCCAGCCCGGGGCAACGAGCUCCGCCAGCUCCGAGGCCCCUGCGCGCAGCUGAGGGCGCGGGCAGCCGGGCGACCAAGGCGGCGCGGGGGUGGGACGCGGGCGGCGGCGGGCGAGCGGGCGGCGCAGCCCGGGCCGGGCUCGCUCGGCCGGCGCCCCGCGAGCCGCCCCGAUGUGGCAGGAGGCGAUGCGGCGCCGCCGCUACCUGCGGGACCGCGCCGAGGCGGCGGCGGCAGCGGCGGCGGGCGGCGGCGGCGGGGACGGGCUGCAGCGGUCCCGGGACUGGCUGUAUGAGUCCUACUACUGCAUGAGCCAGCAGCACCCGCUCAUCAUCUUCCUGCUGCUCAUCGUCAUGGGCGCCUGUCUCGCCCUGCUCGCCGUCUUCUUCGCGCUCCAGCUGGAAGUUGAAGACCAUGUGGCGUUUUUAAUAACGGUUCCCACUGCGCUGGCGAUUUUCUUUGCGAUAUUCAUCCUCGUCUGCAUUGAGUCUGUGUUUAAGAAGCUGCUCCGCCUUUUCUCUGUGGUGAUAUGGAUCUGUCUCGUGGCCAUGGGCUACCUGUUCAUGUGUUUUGGAGGCACCAUCUCUCCCUGGGACCAGGUGUCGUUCUUCCUUUUCAUCAUCUUCGUGGUCUACACCAUGCUGCCCUUCAACAUGAGAGAUGCCAUCAUCGCCAGCGUGCUCACCUCCUCCUCCCACACCAUCGUGCUGAGCGUCUGCCUGUCUGCGGCGCCCGGGGCCAAGGAGCACCUGGUCUGGCAGAUCUUGGCCAACGUGAUCAUCUUCAUCUGUGGGAACCUGGCAGGAGCGUACCACAAGCACCUCAUGGAACUUGCUCUGCAGCAAACAUAUCAGGACACGUGUAAUUGCAUCAAGUCCCGGAUCAAGUUGGAAUUUGAAAAACGUCAGCAGGAGCGGCUGCUGCUGUCCCUGCUGCCGGCUCACAUAGCCAUGGAAAUGAAGGCUGAGAUCAUCCAGAGGCUGCAGGGCCCCAAAGCCGGCCAAAUGGAAAACACAAACAACUUUCACAACCUCUACGUCAAGCGACACACCAAUGUCAGCAUCCUGUACGCCGACAUUGUUGGGUUCACCCGGCUGGCCAGUGACUGCUCCCCGGGAGAACUGGUCCACAUGCUGAACGAACUUUUUGGAAAGUUCGAUCAAAUUGCAAAGGAGAAUGAAUGUAUGAGGAUAAAAAUUUUAGGGGACUGCUACUACUGUGUGUCUGGACUCCCGAUAUCUCUGCCUAACCAUGCCAAGAAUUGUGUGAAAAUGGGACUGGAUAUGUGUGAAGCCAUCAAGAAAGUGAGGGACGCUACAGGAGUUGAUAUCAACAUGCGCGUGGGCGUGCACUCCGGGAAUGUCCUCUGUGGCGUGAUUGGUCUGCAGAAGUGGCAGUACGAUGUGUGGUCACAUGACGUCACCUUAGCCAAUCACAUGGAAGCUGGAGGCGUUCCAGGGCGUGUUCACAUCUCUUCUGUCACCCUGGAGCACCUGAAUGGGGCUUACAAAGUGGAGGAGGGAGACGGUGACAUCAGGGACCCAUAUUUAAAGCAGCACCUGGUGAAAACCUACUUUGUAAUCAAUCCUAAGGGAGAACGACGGAGUCCCCAGCACCUCUUCAGACCUCGCCACACCCUUGAUGGAGCCAAGAUGAGGGCCUCUGUGCGCAUGACCCGGUACCUGGAGUCCUGGGGGGCGGCCAAGCCCUUUGCACACCUGCACCACAGAGACAGCAUGACCACAGAGAAUGGCAAGAUCAGCACGACGGAUGUACCAAUGGGUCAGCAUAAUUUUCAAAAUCGCACUUUAAGAACCAAGUCACAAAAGAAAAGAUUUGAAGAAGAAUUGAAUGAAAGGAUGAUUCAAGCAAUUGAUGGAAUUAAUGCCCAAAAGCAAUGGCUCAAGUCUGAAGACAUUCAGAGAAUCUCAUUGCUUUUCUACAAUAAAAUUCUAGAAAAAGAGUACCGAGCCACUGCCCUGCCAGCCUUCAAGUAUUAUGUGACCUGUGCUUGUCUCAUAUUCUUCUGUAUCUUUAUCGUGCAGAUCCUCGUGUUACCAAAAACAUCCAUUCUCGGGAUCUCCUUUGGAGCUGCAUUUCUGCUGCUGGCCUUUAUCCUUUUCCUCUGCUUCGCUGGACAGCUUUUGCAAUGCAGCAAAAAGGCCUCUGCCUCUCUCCUGUGGCUUUUGAAGUCCUCAGGCAUCAUCGCCAACCGGCCCUGGCCGCGGAUCUCCCUCACGGUCAUCACCACGGCCAUCAUUUUAACCAUGGCCGUGUUCAACAUGUUUUUCCUGAGUGACCCAGAGAAAGCAAUCCCUCCACCUACCAAUACAUCAAAUACAAGCCUUUCUGCCUCAAGUAAUCAGGCAGCAAUUCUGCGUGCACAAAACUUUUUUCUUCCGUACUUUAUAUACAGCUGCAUUCUGGGGUUGAUAUCCUGCUCGGUGUUCCUGCGGGUGAACUACGAGUUGAAAAUGUCAAUUAUGAUGGCAGCGUUGGUGGGCUACAACACCAUCUUCCUCCACACCCAUGCUCACGUCCUGGAUGACUACAGCCAGGUCUUAUUUGAGAGACCAGGCAUUUGGAAAGACCUGAAGACCAUGGGCUCGGUGUCUCUCUUUAUAUUCUUCAUCACACUGCUUGUUCUGGGUAGACAGAAUGAAUAUUACUGUAGGUUAGACUUCUUAUGGAAGAACAAAUUCAAUAAAGAGCGGGAGGAGAUAGAAACCAUGGAGAACCUGAACCGCGUGCUGCUGGAGAACGUGCUUCCUGCGCACGUGGCUGAGCACUUCCUGGCCAGGAGCCUGAAGAAUGAGGAGUUAUACCACCAGUCCUAUGACUGUGUCUGCGUUAUGUUUGCCUCCAUCCCGGAUUUCAAAGAAUUCUACACAGAAUCAGAUGUCAACAAGGAGGGCUUGGAGUGCCUGCGGCUCCUGAACGAGAUCAUCGCCGACUUUGAUGAUCUGCUAUCCAAGCCAAAAUUCAGUGGAGUUGAAAAGAUCAAGACCAUUGGCAGCACAUACAUGGCAGCGACGGGCCUGAGCGCCGUGCCCAGCCAGGAGCAUGCCCAGGAGCCCGAGAGGCAGUACAUGCACAUCGGCACCAUGGUGGAGUUCGCUUUUGCGCUGGUGGCGAAACUGGACGCCAUCAACAAGCACUCCUUCAAUGACUUCAAGCUGCGAGUGGGGAUGAACCAUGGACCUGUGAUAGCUGGUGUAAUUGGAGCCCAGAAGCCGCAAUAUGAUAUCUGGGGCAACACUGUCAACGUGGCCAGUAGGAUGGACAGCACUGGAGUCCUGGACAAAAUACAGGUCACGGAGGAGACGAGCCUCAUUCUGCAGACCCUGGGGUACACGUGCACGUGUCGGGGAAUAAUCAACGUGAAGGGAAAGGGGGACCUGAAGACGUACUUUGUGAACACAGAAAUGUCAAGGUCCCUUUCCCAGAGCAACUUGGCUUCCUGAAGAGUCGUCUUCAUUUUGGCAAGAAGACUGUGUUUUUAGGAAGGUCCGAUGCACUUUCUGACUGCAACUUUUGUCCCUCGUUUUUGAUGUGCGUGCGCUGUCCUGUCCUCUGGAGCCCCUGCAGACUCGUUCCUGUGACCCGGCGGCACACCGGUUGGUGUGCCAAGAUCGCUCUGCCACUCGCACUGUGCUUACUCCGAAGGAAGAGGAAAAGGAGUGUGUGAUAGAGAAGAGAAAAGUGUUCAGAGAACUAACAUGGAUGAUGGAGAUGAAACAAACAAAAAUUCUUAAGGCAAUAAAACUAGGGGGUGUAUAUUAUCUUCUGGUGCAUGUUCUUUUCUGGAAAAUAUGGUAGCUCGCCAACCGCAUCUGCUAGUCCAAUAUUAAAACACACAGUAUUUGUGACUAAGUUGAUUCUGUCACCCCACAUGGAAUUCGACUGUGUUCACCCAUGUGUCUCAUUGCCAGUGGCUGUCCACGGGCCCCAGCUGGGAUUAGUGGCUGUCACCUUGCUCUGUUGUGUCCUGCCAGCAGCACAUAGUCACCCAUCACCAGAAUUAGUUCUCACAACCUAAGACCAGUUUUGUACCAAACGUGUCUGAUGUUUUGAUGCCCUUGUCUUUUGUAAGGUUAAUUCAUUAAAAGUUUUAUGUACUUU